Morchella sextelata is the source of this 309-nucleotide messenger RNA. RefSeq lists its product as uncharacterized. The transcript has a single exon. The coding region runs from base 1 to 309 and encodes 102 amino acids. Lineage: Eukaryota; Fungi; Ascomycota; Pezizomycetes; Pezizales; Morchellaceae. The record is from RefSeq and is a predicted model, not a curated record.
AUGGGCGAGGUAGAAGCUGAGGAGUCGAGGGACAUGGUUAGGUUCCCAGAGGGAAGAGACAGGCCUCGCGCGAGGACGAGGGAUGGCGCAGUGGUAUACCCGAAGGCCGGGACAGAGGUCUGUGCAAAGACAGAGGACAGAACAGCGACGAGGGUCUGUACGAGGGCAGAGAUAAAGGUCCGUAUGGGGACGGAGAUAGCGACGGUCGGCAUGUUAACCGAGAGGGGCGAGGUGAGGAAUGGAGAGGCGGCGAAGAUCAUAGCAGCGGAUGCACAGGGCAUGAGGGACAGCAGAAGUAACGUGGACUGA